Molecule: messenger RNA, 701 nt
Organism: Glycine soja
Lineage: Eukaryota; Viridiplantae; Streptophyta; Magnoliopsida; Fabales; Fabaceae
Product: protein indeterminate-domain 12-like
Exons: 1
Coding region: 180-605 (141 amino acids)
Cellular component (GO): nucleus
Molecular function (GO): DNA-binding transcription factor activity
Source: RefSeq, a predicted model, not a curated record
UUAGCCACAAACAAUCAUUAUAUUAAUUAAAAAACAUAUAUUAAAAACACACAAAAAAAAUCUGAAUCAUUAACAAAGUACCCUGGUGCAGACUUAGUUUAGUAACCAACACAACAAAUUAACAAGCAUAUAUGAUCAUUAUGAAUACUAUUAUCAUUUUGGAAUAGUCGGUGGUGGUGAUGGAUGAGAUUCAUGUAACAGAUCCGAAUGCUGAAGUUAUUGCUUUAUCACCAACCACAUUAAUGGCAACAAAUAGAUUCGUCUGUGAGAUCUGCAACAAAGGGUUUCAGAGGAACCAAAACCUUCAGUUGCACCGUAGAGGUCGCAAUCCUCCAUGGAAGCUGAGGCAGAGAGGAAGCAAUGAGUUGAUGAAGAAAAGGGUUUAUGUGUGCCCUGAGCCAUCAUGUGUCCACCAUAACCCAGCUCGUGCAUUAGGAGACAGCACUGGCAUAAAAAAAAUUACAGCAGAUAACAUGGUGAAAAGAAAUGGAAGUGUGACAAAUGCUCUAGAAGAUAUGCUGUCCAAUCUGACUGGAAGGCCCACCAGAAAACAUGUGGCACUAGGGAAUACAAAUGUGAUUGGGGAACCAUAUUUUCCAAGGUAGACAUUAAUUAAUAUUAUUGUUAUUAUUAUUACCAUGUUUAGUAUAAGAGUGAGCAAUGUUUGAAAAUUAAGUGAAAAAUAAAAUUAUUUUUACAAA